AUGGAUCAAGUCGUCGUAACGAAUAACGCGGAUACAGCGCCUCCUUAUCCGCUUCCUAUAGUGAAUUCUGAGAAUGUUGAUAAUGGGAAUUCCGAAACUGAAAACCAGGACGUUAACGGCAAUAUCGAAGACAACCAUGUUGGUGCUGACAAAGGAAGCAACAACAAUUUUCGGAACGACAGUGGUAGUGCUAUUGGACAGAACCAGAUUGCCGCUGUUCUAGAAGAAAUGAAGAAGGUGGAAAGAGUAAUCUUGCCACUACCUGAAACGAAAGAACAAUUAGAAAAUUUGAUUUAUCGUUACAGAUACAUUUCUCAAUAUAGAGAUCAUAAUAAGCUUGAAGUUGAGGCUAUUGAACAAAUUUUCACCCAAAUCUCGGAUAAACAGGAAGAGUACAAGGAAAGGCUGCUGAGGUUAAGAGAAAACGCAGCCAAAGAUAUUCAGUGGGACGAAAAGUUGUUGAAGGAGCAAAUGGUAAGCUUACAGCUUUUGAGUAAAGAUAUAAAUAUACCGGAUGGCCUCUUAGAGGAUGAUGAUGAUGAAUCAGUAAGUUCCGACAGUUCUGAUAUCUCGGUACAACUGGAGAAGGUUAAACUUUCUGUUGAUUUCGACGAAACAAGUGUGCGCUUAGGCCUUCCCGAAGCUUUAAGCAACUUUCGUCUUAAAUCUGGAAAUGAAGCCUCGCUUGGAGAUUGGGAGGUUGAAAAAAUAAUCUCCACACUCAUUGCGAAAAGAAUUAAACAACUUGAAAAUCUACCCUCUAAUUUGGGAACAUAUUCUUUAAAUGAUGCGCUUGAUUUUGUAACUAAAGAUGAUAUUCCUACCGGCGCAGACGACUUCAAGUUAAGAGCUUUGGUGGAGCUCAAGUCCUUGAAAAUGCUAACGAAACAGAAAUCUUUGAGAAAGAGGCUGAUUGAAAGUGUUGCAGCUAAAUCGCAUAAUAUCAUUCCAUCUCUCCGUGACUCUCCUUAUACUUUAGCAGCUCAAAGAUCCAUUCAUGUUAGACCGAAGACCAUCGUUCCACAAACUGCUAGAUUAGCAGAAGAACUUGAAAGGCAGGAAUUGGUAGAAAGCAGGAGAAGAGAAAGAAACUUACGGUUACAAAGGAUCAAUAAUAUUGUAUCAAGUAUCAACGAAAGAUUGGAGAAUGAUACAACACAACGUGAUCGCUGUUAUCAAAUGGGUAGAUCUAUCGGAAACUUGCAUGGUCAUUUGGAGAAAGAUGAGCAGAGAAGAAUGGAAAGAACUGCCAAGCAACGUUUAGCAGCCUUGAAGUCCAAUGAUGAAGAAGCAUAUUUGAAAUUGUUAGACCAAACCAAAGAUACAAGAAUUACACAUCUAUUGAAACAAACUAAUUCUUUCUUGGAUUCUCUUGCUCAAGCGGUUAGAGUGCAGCAAAAUGAGGUACGCAUCAAAAGGGGUGAAGAAAUUCCUCCAAUCACGGAUGAAGAAAGAGAAAAAAUUGAUUAUUACGAGGUUUCCCACAGAAUUAAGGAAACAGUAGACAAACAGCCAAGCAUAUUGGUUGGAGGCACGUUGAAAGAGUAUCAACUAAAGGGUUUAGAGUGGAUGGUGUCUCUAUACAAUAAUCAUCUUAACGGUAUUCUCGCAGAUGAAAUGGGUCUAGGUAAAACAAUUCAAUCCAUCUCGUUGAUCAGUUAUCUUUAUGAAAUAAAGAACGAGAGGCAACCAUUUUUGGUGAUUGUCCCUUUAUCCACCAUCACGAACUGGACUAUAGAAUUCGAAAAAUGGGCACCUUCUCUAAGAACCAUUGUGUACAAAGGGAACCCAAACCAACGUAAGGCUUUGCAACAUACAAUCAAAAUGGGAAAUUUCGACGUGGUUCUAACUACUUAUGAGUACAUUAUAAAGGAUCGUCCACUGUUGGCCAAACACGAUUGGGCUCAUAUGAUUAUCGAUGAAGGUCAUAGAAUGAAAAACGCUCAAUCAAAACUAUCUUACACGUUGACACAUUACUACAAAACAAAAAAUAGGCUAAUUUUAACGGGUACUCCAUUGCAAAAUAAUCUACCAGAAUUGUGGGCUCUAUUAAAUUUUGUUUUACCUAAGAUCUUUAAUUCCUCAAAAACAUUUGACGAAUGGUUUAAUACACCAUUCGCGAACACAGGUACUCAAGAAAAGCUAGAAAUGACAGAAGAAGAAACGCUUCUAGUUAUUAGAAGAUUGCACAAAGUUUUACGUCCAUUUUUGUUACGUCGUUUGAAGAAGGAAGUCGAAAAAGAUUUACCUGACAAAGUUGAGAAGGUUGUGAAAUGUAAGCUAUCAAGUCUCCAGCAGCAACUAUACGAACAAAUGUUAAAACAUAAUGCUUUCUUUAUUGGUGCAGGAACAGAAGGUGCAACCAAGGCUGGUAUCAAAGGUUUGAACAACAAGGUCAUGCAGUUAAGGAAGAUAUGUAAUCAUCCAUUCGUUUUCGAUGAGGUUGAAAAUGUUAUCAACCCAACGAGAGAGAACAGCUCCAUUUUGUAUCGUGUUAGUGGUAAAUUUGAACUUCUAGACCGAGUUCUUCCAAAAUUUAAAGCGUCAGGUCAUAGAGUAUUGAUGUUUUUCCAGAUGACUCAAGUUAUGGAUAUCAUGGAAGAUUUCUUAAGGAUGCGAGACCUUAAAUAUAUGAGAUUGGAUGGUGGUACCAAAGCAGAGGAUAGAACUGGAAUGUUAAAACUGUUUAAUGCACCCGAUUCUGAGUACUUCUGCUUUUUACUUUCUACCAGAGCUGGUGGGUUAGGUCUAAAUUUGCAGACUGCUGAUACGGUCAUUAUUUUCGAUACUGAUUGGAAUCCUCAUCAGGAUUUACAAGCCCAAGAUAGAGCUCACAGAAUUGGGCAGAAGAACGAAGUUCGUAUUUUGAGAUUAAUAACAACCGAUUCCGUCGAAGAAGUUAUUCUAGAGAGAGCAAUGCAAAAAUUGGAUAUUGAUGGUAAAGUUAUUCAAGCCGGUAAAUUUGACAAUAAAUCUACUGCUGAAGAACAAGAAGAAUUUUUGCGUAGAUUAUUGGAAGGUGAUACUAACAAAGACGAUGAAUAUUCUGGUGAAUUAGACGACGAAGAAUUAAAUGAAAUUCUCGCACGUACUGAAGACGAGAAAGUGCUGUUCAAAAAGAUUGAUGAAGAACGUGUAGCUAAUGAGAAGAGAGAAGCCAUCGAUUUAGGUUUGAGAAAGCCACUGCCGAGGUUGAUCACCAAGGAAGAGUUACCUUCAGUAUUCACUGAAGAUAUCACUGACCAUUUGAAUGUUGAGCCUGCUGCUAUUGGCAGAAUCAGAGAAAGAAAGAGAGUCUAUUACGAUGAUGGUUUAACAGAGGAACAAUGGUUACAAGCUGUCGAUAAUGAUGAGGACUUAGAUGAAACCAUUGAACGUCAAAGAGCUGCUCGUGAAAAACGUCAAAGAAAACAAUUAGGAUUGGAAAGUCUAGAAAAUAGCGUUGAGCCUGAAGAAUCUUCCUCAACAUCCAAUACUGUAAUAUCUGCUGAGCAAGCCGUAACUCCUGCUCGUGAAAAUGGUAGAACUCGUUCUAGGAGAAAGGUUGUCGCUACUCCUUCGACUACUCCUGAAGAGGAGUCGGAAUUGGGUGAAGAGAAAGAAGCGAAACCGGUAAAACAAGAUGCAGGACCUUUAAAAAAGAAGAUCAAACUCAAGCUUAACAUGAAAAAAGAUGACGCUCCCACCAAACGCAAAGAAGAACCACCUUUAAAAGAUAAAGUCGAGGCACUAUUGGCUUUACUAAGAGAGUUAACUGAUCCAACGGAUGAGCAUUCAAGAACUUUCAUUUUCGAAAGAUUACCUUCAAGGAAGGAGUAUCCGGACUACUACAAGGUUAUUGAGAAGCCAGUAGCAUUAGAGACGAUAACAAAGAAGUUGAACAAGAAACAAUACCAAUCUAUCAACGAAGUAAAGUCGGACUUGGAGACCAUGUUCAAUAACGCUAAGCUUUACAAUGAAGAGGGUUCCUGGGUCUUCAAUGACGCAGAAGCCUUGGAAGAAUUUGCGAUUGACUGGUUCUCGAAGAAUGAGUAA
Kluyveromyces lactis is the source of this 4035-nucleotide messenger RNA. RefSeq names its product RSC chromatin remodeling complex ATPase subunit STH1 (gene STH1). Bases 1 to 4035 code for a protein of 1344 amino acids. Lineage: Eukaryota; Fungi; Ascomycota; Saccharomycetes; Saccharomycetales; Saccharomycetaceae. Gene Ontology annotation, molecular function: DNA binding; ATP-dependent chromatin remodeler activity; ATP binding. The record is from RefSeq and is a predicted model, not a curated record. Gene Ontology annotation, cellular component: nucleus. Gene Ontology annotation, biological process: positive regulation of transcription by RNA polymerase II. The transcript has a single exon.